Cloeon dipterum is the source of this 657-nucleotide messenger RNA. Its product is annotated as zinc finger protein ZFMSA12A-like. Bases 301 to 657 code for a protein of 118 amino acids. NCBI's taxonomy places the organism in Eukaryota, Metazoa, Arthropoda, Insecta, Ephemeroptera, Baetidae. The transcript is spliced from 3 exons. The record is from RefSeq and is a predicted model, not a curated record.
CGUCGUUCGGGUUUGAACACAAAAGGCGAGAACGCCGACGCCGGAGUCUCGUGGCGACGAGCCAAUUUGCGGAACCAGCCGGCCAUCAAUUCCUUCUUCUAUCGCAACAUUUUCACGGGAAAACUCCUUCCAAAGGAAAACGGUGGUCCUGCCGAGAACCGCUCGCAUCUCUACGCCCACGAGCGCUCUGGCGCCACUUCUGCACCCACCGCCAAGUGCUCGAACGUGGAGCUGUGGGCGUUGACGGACGGGCGCGCGGAGGUCCUGACCCUGAGCCACGGCAAGGUCUGCCCUUUCCGGAUGUGCAGACAGAAGUUCGGAAUCGGCACGUUUGACCUGAGCUGGCACAUGAGGCGGCGGCACGGCUACGAGCCGUGCCGGGCGACGUCGUGCCGCCUCUUUUUCGCCGACGUCGCCGAGCGGGACGCGCACGAGCGGCGCCAACACGGCGCCCACAAGAAUCUGGCGUGUCGCGUGUGCGGAAGGGGCUUCAGCAGCGCCGUCGCCCGCACCAGCCACGUGUGGAUCGUCCACCGCUGCUUCUCGUGCGACAGGAAUUUCGCCAAGAACGAGAUGCAGGGCCACCAGUGCCGAAACUGCCGCCGAAACACCGCCACCGCCCGAAAAGCCACCAGGGCGGACAAUUUUUUCGUUUAA